AUGUCUUCCCCCACCCCUGAGGUCAUUCCCCAAGAGCCUGAGCCAGAGCCCUCAAGCUCCAAGAAGAAGAAGAAGAAGAAGUGGCUGCAACAAGAGGCCACCAUCCAAGCCCUCACCAGGACUGGUCACAGUGCCCUGCGGGCAGGCCAGAACCAGAAGGCUUUGACCAGUUUCCAGAAGGCCUUCCUCCUGGCUUCUGAGGCCCCCAAAGUCAGAGACACCCCUGUUCUCCGUGCCUGCGCCUUCAAUCUUGGGGCUGCCUACGUGGAGACCGGGGAUCCAGCCAGAGGCCUUGAACUACUCCUGCGAGCCCAACCUGAAGAGAAGGCUCAGGGCGGGUGCCAUGGUGACCAGUGCUUCAAUGUGGCUUUGGCCUACCAUGCACUGGGUGACCUGCCUCAAGCCUUGACCUGGUACCACAGGUCCCUCAGCCACUAUCAACCACAGGGUGACCAGGGAGAAGCUCGGGCAAAAAUGGGAGCCUGCUAUGAGGCUCUAGGGCAGCCUGAGCUAGCAGCCCCCUGCCUACAGGAAGCAAGUCGGGCCUAUGCCCAGGCAGGACAGCCCCAGGCCGCAGCCCUGGCAAUGGGGGCUGCAGCGGGGUGUAUGCUGAAGAGUGGGCAGCAUGGGGUGGGUGAGGUGGUGCAGGUGCUGGAGGAGAGCCGGAGGCUUGCUGACAGGAGCACUGAGCGGAAGUUGCUGGGGCAACUCUAUAAUGACAUAGGCCUGGGCUACUCCCAGCUCCAGCUCUUCCCACUGGCAGUGGAGGCCUUCCUGCAGGCCCUGCCCCUGUGCCGGGGUCCAGGAGAGGAGGCUACAGUACUAAGAAACCUUGGGAUGGCCCACAAUGCCCUCGGCAACUAUCAGGAAGCUCGGGAGUUUCACCAGAAGGCUGCGGACCUACAUGGCUCCACAGGGCAGCGGUGGGAGCAGGGCCGGAGCUUUGGCAGCCUGGCAUUUGCACUGAGCCAGCUAGGGGAACACAAGGCCGCCAGAGACAACUACCUUCAUGCCCUGCAGGCUGCGCGGGAUGCUGGGGACGUGAAGGGGCAGUGGCAGGCUUGCGAAGGUCUAGGUGCUGCUGCAGCCAGACUGGGGCAAUAUGACCAAGCCUUGCAGCACUAUAAGGAAGCGCUGGCCCAGUGCCAGAAGGAGCCAGAUUUUGUGAGACGACGUCUGGUGGCCAAACUGGCGGAUGCCAUGAGGACUCACUUGGCCCAGGGGAGGCUGAUUCCGACUCAUACCCUGACCUUGGCUUCGGGGAGGCGGCAGGCUCCCGGUGGGGCUUGCUCGGCGGGGACCCAAGCCAGUGUGCGGCGGGGCGCCGCAGUCGCCCCGUACCGAUCUGCCGGUGAGUGGGAAGGCGAAGAGUCUGAGGACCACCGCGAGGAGAAAGAAGAGGAAGGGUCGGCGAGGGUUCCCACGGCGUUUCGGGCGCCGAGGCUGGAGCGUCCAGGAGCCAGGAAUCAUCUCCCAUUUGGAGGCCCAGGCCCCCCCAGAGUGGGGUACCCUGGCAUCCUGGUACCCAGUGGCCCUCAAGCCAAUAGGUCAUCCAUAUGGCCCCGGGAAGCCCCCAGCAGGAAUCCCCAGAGGAGAUCCACUGAGUCUGGCUUCUGCAUGAUCAUGUGA
Messenger RNA from Orycteropus afer afer, 1629 nucleotides. RefSeq names its product tetratricopeptide repeat domain 24 (gene TTC24). Lineage: Eukaryota; Metazoa; Chordata; Mammalia; Tubulidentata; Orycteropodidae. The transcript has 9 exons. Gene Ontology annotation, molecular function: protein binding. The record is from RefSeq and is a predicted model, not a curated record. Bases 1 to 1629 code for a protein of 542 amino acids.